AUGAGUUCACUUGGUCUACCUUUUUAUGUAAGGUGUCUUCCAAGUCUCCUCCGACUUUUAACUCUCGGAGCUGAUCAUUCACGAGCUUCACGACAUCUUCCACUCGCAACACUUGCGGUCCUUGUUGAGGACGUCUGUGGAGUCGACGUCAUUGAUUGGCCAAGCUACGGCGACGGCGAAAUUGCUGUGGAAGGUGGAAGUGCCAGUGCCAAUUGCGACUUCUCAAUGGACAGCGGCACCACGAGCAGCAACGUUAUCGAGGAGGACCGCCUCGCCAUGGCCACAAAAAGGAUCUUUGGUCUCGACUCUGGCUGCGGUAUUGUGAGGGUGUUCCACGGCUCCGGCUGUGAGGCGGCGAGGUCCAUUGGUGGUCCUGUUCAUGGGGCUAUGCAAUGGAGCGGUGCUCAAGGCCAAGAGGCCGUGAAAUAG
This is a messenger RNA of Prunus armeniaca (apricot), 429 nucleotides long. Lineage: Eukaryota; Viridiplantae; Streptophyta; Magnoliopsida; Rosales; Rosaceae. The record is from the annotation of a GenBank genome assembly.